UUCCGCGGAAAAGCCGCGAAAACUACGUCACGAGUGACGGAUUCGGUCGAAACUGGGACAAAGUGCAGUGCACUCUGGCAUUGCGCUUUACCACCAGGUGUUUCUAUGCCGUAAUCUUCCCAGGAUUGGGUAACACUCGUACCGUUGCACCUUGCUCUCUCUCGGACACCCUUCUCGGAGUCGCGUAUUCACGCGCGAGCUCUCUCUCUCCCUCUCUGUCUCUCUCUCUCUCUCUUUCGCGCGGAGUAUCUCGCAAAAAUCCGCACGGUUGACAGCGCCUGACAGAGAGAUAUACGGGUAUCGGAGCCGCCGGAGAGAGAGCUGACAGGUAAAGUGGCAUCGAGCGCGCGACGGCGCGAGAUGCGAGCAGACGCGAGCUCGCGCGUAACGUCACGGUGAUCGACGGUGUUAAAUGGUUAGAUGACGGACUCAAGAUAGUCCUUCCGCCUGGUAACAUGUCAGAUGGGGUUGAUGGUGGUGGUGGGGAAAACGAGGUAGACUCCCAUUCCUCUUCGCAAGCCGAAGCUGGGGACUCUUCUAAUCACAGGGAAGAAGAGACAUUGGAUCCUGAUAACGAAGCAGCUCUCAAUACAAAUUAUGACAGUAGCGAUGGAGCUGUUCCUGCGUUUAGAUGUGAUAGAUGUGACAAUUAUGAGACUAUAAAUAAAACGGCUUUCUCCGCUCACCAAGAUCAAUGCCUGGCGAGUGGUGAAGCUGGAGAAAGCGCUGAAGGCAUAGAAGGAACAGAAAAUGAUGGGGAUGCGGAAGAGGGCCAUUCGGGAAUCAGGUCUCACAGAAAGAUGUUUGAAUGUGAUGUCUGUAAUAUGAAAUUUUCAAAUGGAGCUAAUAUGAGAAGACACAAAAUGAGGCAUACAGGCGUAAAACCAUACGAAUGUCGAGUAUGUCAGAAGAGAUUCUUUCGGAAGGACCAUCUUGCGGAACACUUUACGACACAUUCAAAAACUUUGCCAUACCAUUGCCCGAUAUGUAACCGAGGUUUCCAAAGACAAAUUGCGAUGCGUGCUCACUUUCAGAAUGAACACGUCGGUCAGCACGAUAUGGUUAAAUCGUGUCCUCUCUGCAAUUAUCGUGCAGCUACCAUGAAAUGUCUUAGGUUGCACUUCUUUAAUAGACAUGGAAUAGAUUUAGAUAAUCCAGGACCAAAUAGCUCUACAUCCAUAAUGAAUAGUUGCACAUCCGGGGAGGCGAUGCCUUCGGCACCUUUGUCUGAUAGCGGAGAUAGUACUGGCAACCGUUCGACCGACAACGCCACGCCCCCCAUGCAUUUCCUCACGCCCCACGUGGAGAUAUCCAUUCCUUACCCUGAACAAGCUGCCAAUCAACGAAAUCCAAGUCCUGCCCCGUUGAACGGAGACAGUCCCAAUAGUCCUCAGAGCGCCGACAGCAAUAGCAAUGCACCAAGCAGUAGUCAUCAUCAAUUAUCUAUCAAUAGCAGUACCAUUCAUAGAUCGGAUUUUCACAUUUUUCUCAGGAACGUAGGCGGAGGCGAUGAAGCUAUUACACCUUCGAUUUCCUUAAUACCCAUCAAGCAAGAGCCAAACAGCAAUGGUAUGGAUGAUAGUGGAGCGACAUCGAGCAAUCUACCGUUACCAUCGCUGAUCAAGGUGUCGCCGUUAAAAUCGUUGCUGCGCGAUGAUCUUCGCCGUAAGCUUUCCACCAGUACCACUAAUAACAACAAUAACAGUAGUAACAACAGCGGUUGCGGUGGCGGCGUUAAUUCUAAUCCACACUCGAGGGGCGAGCCACCCACUUCGACCAGGCCGGAUCCUCGUACGAGCGGCCUCCAGUGCACUCACUGUCGCAUUACGUUUCCGGAUCAGACGUUGUACUUCCUUCAUAAAGGUUGUCACAGCGAAAGUAACCCAUGGAAGUGCAAUAUUUGCGGGGAGCAGUGCUGCAAUCUGUACCAGUUCAACUCGCAUUUACUGAGUAAGAGUCAUCAGUAACUGAGAGAAGAAAGCAGAAAAAUACCCGCAGUUAAGAAAUUCGUUUUUCCUUUUCCUAUUUCUUCUACUUCUUUUCUUUUCCUUCUUCGUUAAACGAAACAAAAUGGCAGGAGAUUCGGUAUGUAUGUAUGUCUAACAUACGUUCAGUGUUCAUUAGCAUGAAGGUAUAAAUAUUUUCUGCGACGUAUCCAGACAUACUUCUCGCUAAAAUAUACUUUUAGAAACGCAUAAGAAUGCGCCGAAACAUAACGGUAAAUCAGUUGUAAAUUGAAUUGUAAAUUAUUUUUAAGAAUUCGAGAGAGGAUAUGUCUGUUCCCUCAGAAAAUAAUGUACAAAGCGCGACAAAUUGUGCCUUUCCUUUAAAAAGAGAAAAAGGGAGAGAAAAUUGUGAGAAAAAAGAAAUUGCCAACAUACUCGUCCAUCAUGCUGUUAUAUUGUAUGAACUAUCCGUCCAUAGGGCUUUAUCGAGAUAUAUUCCGAGCUCUAUCAUUAGUCUUAAAUUAGUAAAGUAAAUAUAGAAAUGCGACGGGGUACGUUGCGAAUUGCCCUGUCAAUUGUGAAAAGUAAAAAAAUAUAUAUAUAUAUAUAUAGCUAUGUUGUGCUUUUAUCGCAAAAAAAGCGACAUUAAAAUUUCAUGUAUU
This is a messenger RNA of Atta colombica, 2608 nucleotides long. RefSeq names its product zinc finger protein Pegasus. NCBI's taxonomy places the organism in Eukaryota, Metazoa, Arthropoda, Insecta, Hymenoptera, Formicidae. The record is from RefSeq and is a predicted model, not a curated record. The transcript is spliced from 6 exons. Bases 456 to 1967 code for a protein of 503 amino acids. Gene Ontology annotation, molecular function: DNA-binding transcription factor activity; RNA polymerase II cis-regulatory region sequence-specific DNA binding. Gene Ontology annotation, biological process: regulation of transcription by RNA polymerase II.